GUCAGGGAGGGGACGAGAGGGGCAGGAAGAAGAGGGAGAAGGACAUGAGGGACAAGCUCGAGGAUUGGAUGAUUGAGGAGAGCUUGCAGGCUGCCAAUACUUUCGGUAAUCGACAGAUCGCCUGGGAGGGCUAUUGCAAGUCCCCUGCAAAGGUGCUCGACAUG
This is a messenger RNA of Prorocentrum cordatum, 164 nucleotides long. The record is from the annotation of a GenBank genome assembly. NCBI's taxonomy places the organism in Eukaryota, Dinophyceae, Prorocentrales, Prorocentraceae.